AUGCAGGAGUUUGCAAGAGGGGCGCGUCAGACCGGGAAAGGCACCUUGAAGGCCCUAGGCCCCUACAUAGGCUCUACUUCCGACAUCUCUUGCGAUGCAAGUUCCCAGCAACACACCGUGACCUCUGGUGACUCUAGGGGCACCCAGGCUCAUACCCCCUGGCCUGGCACAGAGCUGAAGAAGAUCCUUUUCAUGAGCCAGGUUCCCACAACCUGCCCAUGGAAAAGCAAGCCUGGCACGGAUAUUUUCCAGCAGCUCAUUGUGAAUCAAAGCGCCCGAUCCCUCAAGUUCGAAGACCUCCCUCGCGAGCCCCUGCAUCCCAAACAGCCCCUAAACUCAUUCAAAACCUUUAGAGAAGAGGAGAAGCUCUUCGUGGCUUGCAGGACUUUGCCCUGUGUCGAAGACCAGGGAGGAGUCCUCCUCACUCAGGGCAAAAGCCAGAGCCGAAACCUCCGAGUUACGCAGUGGGCGUGCAGACGGGUGCUCCACAGGGCCAUGCAGUGCCCAUGCCGUUUGAGUUUGGGGUCUGCGAGUUUCUCGUUCAAUCGCCUUGAGCUGGAGAGCUGA
Messenger RNA from Symbiodinium sp. CCMP2592, 567 nucleotides. NCBI's taxonomy places the organism in Eukaryota, Dinophyceae, Suessiales, Symbiodiniaceae. The record is from the annotation of a GenBank genome assembly.